Styela clava is the source of this 2191-nucleotide messenger RNA. Lineage: Eukaryota; Metazoa; Chordata; Ascidiacea; Stolidobranchia; Styelidae. The record is from RefSeq and is a predicted model, not a curated record.
UUUAAUUUUAAUUGUCAGAUUGUGGACGAACUUCAUCGGGUCAUGGAAGUCAUGGAUGAAUUACAUACUAACGGCCAAAUCAACAAAGUUGAUGGCAAUGUAGAUAAUGGAGAUGCAUCGUUGCAGGUUGAUGACACUUUUAUCUCUCCGUACAAUUCACCCAGUCGAGAAAACUUCCAAUAUAAUGCAACUGCUGCACAUGACUUCAUUACAAAUUCAUCAGAAGGAAUAGUCGAUGAAUAUUUCAAUCAAAUGCAAAUGAAAUCUGUUGAAAAUAGUGGAAAAAAUAUCACCAAUUUUGAAAGUGAUAUUUUGAAAGAGCUUCAAGAUGUAGCACAAUCUGAUAACCUUAUCCAAUGUGAUGGAAAUUCAACAGAAUGUAAAAACAAAGAAUCUGUUAUUGAAAAUGGAUUUGAUGGUCCAAUUCAGGCUUUCCCGGAUUCAAAUUCGAUAGGAGAAAAAAGCCAGGAUUUUGAUAAGAAAAAUGAUACUGCAACUGGAGAUAUGAAUUUGGAACAGACUAAUCAUGUUGAUUCUGAUUCCCACACACCAUCGGACACAAAUAAUGCUGAAGCCAGUCCAACUGAAACUGAAAAAGAGAAAAUCAUUGCUGAUAUGUUGGCAUCGACUCAGGAAAGUACACCAAAUAAGGAAUUAUCGCACAAUGAGAUGGUGUCCAUAUCCAAGAAGAUGGAAGAAGAAUUUCGAUCAAUGGUUAUAGAAGAACAACAAAAAAAGAAAUUAUUAAUAGAAGGGGCUUCUUAUUCAUCAAAAACUGAAUAUUCAAAUAAUCAUAUUGCAACUGGAAAGAUUUCAUCAGAAGCAAAAACAAAGCAAUCAUCAAGCACAGACGAAGCUGUACCGAAGCAAAACAAACCAACACCGAGAAGUUCUUUGCCUAGAAGGAUUCCAACUCCACAAUCAAAAUCAUCAACUCCAGGUCGACCUGGUUCUGCCAAAGCUGCCACCACCACUACUGCCGUCACAAAUAAACGACACAAUACUACUCAGUCCAACAGAUUGAAUACUGCAUCGCCUGUGAAGCAAAACAACACUGCCAGAAGCACUCCAACUACAACCAGAAUUACCCCAAAGGGUACAAGCACCACACCAAAGCCUUCUUCGGCAGGGGAGAAGCGUGCCCCGCUUCAGCCAACUACCUUGCGUACUAACACUCCAACACGUAAACCAACACAAUCUAAAAAUCAUCCUUCACUCAGCACUACUCCAUUGAAGCCAGCACUAAGAUCUCCAAGAUCUGCACCUGUUAGAAGCCCAGCAUCUAUUACACCCAGAACACCUAGGACUCCUAGCUCACAGUCAUCAGACGGUGGCAGACCUCGUCCAAGAAUGCCCGACACAAAGAAUGUAAAAAGUAAGAUCGGUUCAAUGGAAAAUACUAAACACACUCCUGGUGGGGGAAAGGUGAAAAUUGAACAUAAGAAAGUUGAUUACAGUAAAGUAACAUCCAAAGUUGGUUCCAAAUCCAAUAUACAUCACACACCAACUGGAGGAAAGAUCAAAAUUGAGAAUAAGAAGUUGGAUUACAAGAAUGUUGGAUCCAAAUGUGGAUCAUUGUCGAAUACAUCACACACUCCUGGUGGAGGAAAGGUAAAAAUUGAAAACAAGAAACUGGAUUUCAGCAAUGUUGGAUCAAAAUGUGGAUCCUUGUCUAACACAACUCAUACACCUGGUGGAGGAAAGGUGAAAAUUGAGCACAAGAAAUUGGACUUGAGCCAUGUCAGUUCCAAAUGUGGUACCUUCAACAACUUAACUCAUACUCCUGGAGGUGGAAAGGUCAAAGUUGAAAGCAAGAAAUUAGACUUCAGUAAUGUCACAUCUAAAUGUGGAUCAAAAGACAACAUGAAACAUACAGCACAAGGUGGAAAUGUAAGUUGUGUCAGAUUUAUAGCAUUAGCAUGAUUUGUGUUUGGGUGUGCGUGACCAUUGUUGGUGUGACUGUAAAGAGUGUAUGGUGUUUAAUAAUGAUUUGUAAUGUGACUGUAGUCAUUUAUCGUAUUUAUUAUUUCUGUAAAUUUAUAAUAAUUAUAUUGUUUACAAUUUAUACUAUCAAUUUUUGUUGACUUAGUAAUGGUACUAUUAUUUCUGAAGUUCUCAAACUAAACAUUUUGGUAAGUGACCUAAUUUCUUAAUCAGUAAAAGUGCUGGAUUAGUGUCACUGGAGAAGAUA